Messenger RNA from Lodderomyces parapsilosis, 1065 nucleotides. RefSeq lists its product as uncharacterized. NCBI's taxonomy places the organism in Eukaryota, Fungi, Ascomycota, Pichiomycetes, Serinales, Debaryomycetaceae. Gene Ontology annotation, cellular component: nucleus; nuclear chromosome; RSC-type complex. Gene Ontology annotation, molecular function: transcription coregulator activity. The coding region runs from base 1 to 1065 and encodes 354 amino acids. The record is from RefSeq and is a predicted model, not a curated record. Gene Ontology annotation, biological process: chromatin remodeling; regulation of transcription by RNA polymerase II. The transcript has a single exon.
AUGGUCAACUACGAAGCAUCAUCAUUUCAAGUCCAAGGAUUAGCGUCAAGUAUAUCAAAGAGAUUGUCCAGUGAAACCAACUCUUUACUAUUAAAUGCAAUUCCAACUGGAAGACAAGCCAAGAGACAUGCUCAACAAAUCAACUAUUCUGAAGAUUUCGUAGACGAUUUCGAAAUUGAAAACAGCCCUGGAGAUCUACCUUACAAUGGACAAGAGAGUGGUCGUAACUUGAAUGAAUCCAAAACUCAAGUAGAUGCCCAGAAAUAUGGACCCGCUAGAAAGACACCCAGAAUCAAAUCUCUUGAUGAUGAAUCCAACUUGAAUAGCCAAACGAAUAAACCAGAAACUUUGAUCCCUAUUAAAUUGAACUUGGAGAGUCCGGUUACAAGUCAUAAGGUCAAUGAUGUGUUUAUGUGGAACUUAAAUGAAACAUUGAUCACGCCCACUGAUUUCGCAGUAAUCUUGUGCAAUGAUCUUGAAUUGCCCAAUCAAAUGGUUACUCAAAUUGCAGACUCAAUAACUCAACAACUUGAAGAGUAUUCAUAUGCGUCAAACUUGACUAUUCCCAACAGCAAUCCAUGUAAUGUGAUUAUUGAUUUGUCAGUUAAUCUCAAUAAGCAAUUAUACCAAGACAGAAUAGAGUGGGAUUUGAAUCAGAACGAAAUUACACCAGAGAAGUUUGCUGAAAUUGUCGUUGCUGACCUUGGAUUGUCAUUGGAGUUCAAUUUGGCCAUAUCGCAUGCAUUGCAUGAAAUCAUUACUCGUGUCAAGAAGGAAAUCAUAGAGGGCUCAUUUAACAAUGAGAUUCACAAUUUGCAUUUGGUUAAGGGUAUCUUUUUUGAACAAGGCUUGCGUAUUUUCACUGAAAAUAGUGUCAAUAAUGGUAACGACCAUUGGGAACCAUCGGUUGAGAUUCUUAGCUCUAGUGAAAUUGAGAGAAGAGAGAAUGAGAGGAUUAGAAACUUAAGAAGACUUAAAAGAGAAAAUAUGAGACGUGAUUAUGAUGAUAAUAAGCGAAGAAAUGUCGGUAGAAGGAGACGCGGAGACGACGAUGAGUGGAGGUAG